Molecule: messenger RNA, 2427 nt
Organism: Silurus meridionalis
Lineage: Eukaryota; Metazoa; Chordata; Actinopteri; Siluriformes; Siluridae
Gene: hdip1
Product: chromosome 26 C16orf87 homolog
Exons: 4
Coding region: 215-787 (190 amino acids)
Source: RefSeq, a predicted model, not a curated record
GCGCAUGCGCAGUGCGGGACACAUAGAGACAGAGGAAAUAUCAACAGCAUGUUCUUGGUUACUGUAUCUUUUUUUAGCCGCACUGCGCAUGUGCAGUGUGAAUAAUGUGGAAAAUGAACUGUAGGUUUUUUUCUGGUAGGGUUUGGAGCUGAUUGAUGGUUUAUGUAUGUGUGUGAGUGUGAGUGUGUGUGUGUUUGAAUGUGUGUAAGAGUGAAUGCGCGCGCACGCGUGUGAGUGUGCGUGUGCGAGAGUGUGUGUGAAGUGGAUGAUAUUACAGGCAAGGAUCGACUUGAUUAUUCCGUCCUUCGCAUUUUGGACUUUUUAUUUUAUUUUAAUCACAAUAAUGUCCGCAAAUAAAGUGAAGAAAGUGAAAAUGGCAACCAAAUCGUGUCCGGAAUGUGACCAACAGAUCCCUGUGGCCUGUAAGUCGUGCCCUUGUGGUUAUGUCUUCAUCAGCCGAAAGCUGCUCAGAGAGCCACCUGCUAUAGACAAAUCCGAUGUGAAAAGAAGACGGCCGGAAAGAAUAAGAAGGGAGAAAAUUAAUUUAACCUCCACCAAUGAUAUGGAGAACAGAAGGCGGUCUCGCUCCAACAGCCAAUCAGACACAAUCCGAAGAGGACGGGGCAGGCCAAAGACCGUGGGCUUAAAGAAGCAGGAAGAGGAGAAAGAAAAACAGGAGCGGGAGGUUGAUAUUUAUGCCAAUCUGUCAGACGAAAAGGCUUUUGUGUUCUCCGUGGCCUUAGCCGAGAUCAACCGUAAGAUAUUGGGCCAGAGACUGAUCCUGUAAGGGGAGAGAGCAACAUAUGAUUGUCAGCUGAAAGUUUAGGACUCGUAUUGCACAGAUCUCUUGGUGACAUGUAUCCGGGAGGAAUGCAUUAAGUCAGGACUGAUGAGCAUUUCGCUCAGGAGGGCGGCUAUUUCAGGAGUCACACGAGGACAAGGGGACAGUGUCUGUGACGAAUCUUUAAACAUUAUAAAUAUGGACGUGUAGGAAUCUUCUCUAUUUAUCUUUAAAACAGAUUUUAUGAAAUGUAUUAAAGAAGGAGUGUUUUUUCCCCCUUUUAUCCAAGUCAACACGAUUCACGUUUUCUCAUUCACACUUUAAUACAAUUCUUUUCGUUUUUUUUUUUUUUGUUGUGUUUUUGUCAUGAUAAAACAUAAGAACAUUUUUGAGGUUUUAAUCACAAAAUUCAUCCAGCCAAGACCUGAUUGAAUACAAAGUUUGCUUCUUGUUCUUUGGGUAGAUGUAACUAACAGUUAAAGGACAUUUAUAGCUACCAGUUUAGCACCAUACAUAUUAAAAGUCAUUGUUUAGCUCAUCAGUGCCAUUGACUGAUACAUCUGUAUUAAAUAUAUAUAGGAAGGAAGUAAUUUGGGUUUGAGUAGACUGUUUUUUUAGCUCUGCAUUAUUCUAUGGCACAUUCAUUUUAUAAAUAACAGUGUCAUUCAAUGUGUAAAACCACAAUAACAAGUCUGAAGACUGAUGAUUUAGACAUGCAGUUGCACAAUGCUAAACUGGAGCCUAUAUGUUUCCAUACUUUAGCUACAUUAGCCAGUGUAUAUUUAAAGAAACAAAUUUUAUACACCAAACAUGUCUUAGCUACUUGAAUUUUAUUUUAUUUUUUAUUUUUUGCUGAAUGUGAAAUAUUGAGAUUACUGUAAAGGCCUGUUUACAUCUUGCAUUAACAAGCAUGUCUACUAAUCCAGUUAUGAUUGUGCAGCAUGUUGCACUGGUAAAAGGUCUGAACUUGCCUGUAGGUCCUCCAGAGGUUAAGUUGUUGUACUCAAUAAAUACCAGAACCCUCAAAGUGAAUGAAGGGAGCCCAAAACUGAAAAGGGGGAACACCUGCUUGGACAGAAUAAGCUCCACACUGGCCAGAUGGGAACCUCAGUCUAGACACAGAGUACCCCUGCUUAUGCAGAGGAAGCCCCACACCCCUCAAGUCCAUCUUUACUGCUUGCUUUCACUGAUUUCCGUUGCCCGGCAUGAAACCUUUUCUGUUGACUGCGAAUGAGUGUUGCUCACGCAUCAGUUAUGAAUGUUAAAUUAAAGGUGUAAACAAGGCCAUAAAGGACUGAGUGCAAGUUAAGUGUUCUUCAUCCAGGUCACAGAUCCUAGACCUUUCCAAAGAGUGCUGAUGGCUGGUGCUGUGUCUCAGAACGAGCCUGCCAUAAUCCGAGCAUCUUUCUUUUUUUUUUUUUUUUUUUUUUUUUUUAAUACAUUCCAAUGAGCCAUUCUGCUUUGUAAAUGCAUUUGAUCAAAAGGGGGUGAGGGACUCUAAAUCUAAUGCUGGCGAACUUCCAUUAUUUAUUGUUGCAUCUUCUAUUUUAUAGACUUUUUUUAUUAACAUUUAUUUUACAAAUGGUUAAAUCUUACAUGUGUAAUAAUCACCACAACUUAUAUUAAACAUCAGAGGGAGAAAAUUA